AUGCCAAGAGUUAGCAAACCACGAUCACGAGUUCGUCAGCAGGAUCAACGACCAUCCAGUAUUCAACCGUCCGUCGAAGUACCGAGCAAUUUGGGCGAGUUAUCAAUUUUAGAGUUGAAGAACCUUUGCCGCGAACUCAACUUUUCCUGCGCUGGCGGCCGACGGGUACUUACAACCCGUCUACAAAACGAAAGAGAACGUCUAAACACGAAUACGCCGCAAUCCAACAUUCAAACCGUUCCAGUAAACAACACGUUAUCUAAUUCCAACGCAAGGGAAAGCUUCAGCGCCGACCAACUGGCACAGAUCACGCAGAUUGUUUCGCAGUCGAUUUCGUCUUUCUUCGAAAGCCAACACGCCACAACAACCGCGACUCGUGUAGAUGAGCAGCCAACUAUCCCACCACCGCCAACGCCACUCGAAAGGCUAGAACAGCUUGGUCAAUUUCCAUUUUUAAGUUCCAGCGAGCUCCAGCAGCAGCCGACUUCAUCCCAUGGACCUGUUGCCUCAAUCCAGCAAGCAGAUGGGGGAUUCACGCCAGAGAUUCCAAACAAAUACGUUCGUGACAUCGAAAGUGGUGAGUUUUUUGAGCUUGCUAAAUUAUUGCCAAAAAAUUUAAGUAAGUUAAAUGUUGGUUCCGAUUCUUCUGACAACGUGGGUUUCACAAUUUCCUCUACGGGAAUCUCAUUAACGCCGCGCAAGCCUCAAGUGCUGACUAACAUUGAAGAGUGGACAACCGCUUUCAACAC
Molecule: messenger RNA, 749 nt
Organism: Paramuricea clavata
Lineage: Eukaryota; Metazoa; Cnidaria; Anthozoa; Malacalcyonacea; Plexauridae
Source: the annotation of a GenBank genome assembly